CCCUUUGUGUCUUCUGAAGAUCAAAUUUGGUGCAUCAGCGCUUUUUUUUUCGGAUUUUUGUGCCUCGACAGGACGAUAGAAGUACUCUAAACAGGCAACACUUGACAUAGAUAAAAUACAUGUGGUGAUGCAUAGUAUGAGCAAGUUAUGAACAAGGUAAAGAUGGACAUCUCUGACGACAACAUUACAGCGACCACCGUGGGAGCCAGCUCCAACGACAACACCGACAUCAAGAUGGCGGGGGAUGACGACAGCCCAGCACCAUCAGAAGUAGUACAAGACAACGACUUCACUUUCGUCGACCUGUUUGCUGGUGUUGGUGGUUUUGCUUGUGGUCUUGGAUCUGGCCACUUCGAAAAUCUCAAAGGCCGCUGCCUACUAGCAAGCGAGCGCGACGCAGAAGCUAGGUGGCUCUACGAGAAAAAUCACGGCUUACCCCAACCUGGCGGCUUCAACGAGGACAUCAAUGGACUUGAGUCUCUACCUUUAGAGGAACGAUGUGACAUAUUGUGUGGAGGCUUUCCUUGUCAAUCCUUUUCACAGUCGACGACUAGUCCGCAAGGCUUCGGAUGUCCGAAGAAUGGAGGCCUGUUUUUCGAAAUUAUACGGUUGUUGCGUGGUGGAGGUGGUGGGCCACGUGAGGCAUGUGGCGAUAGCGUUGGAGCAGCCGAAAAGAGAAGUGCUACUUCACCAAAAGGAGAUGGAGAUUUUAGUCUACUUCCAGAUGUUGAAAAGGAUUCUUCACCUCAACUAUCCAUCUCCACAUCAGCGACAAGUACUCCAAGAACACCUCUAGCGAGAACACCUCUAGAAGCUGGAUCAUCUAAGCAAAAGCCUCGAUCUUUCCUCUUAGAAAACGUCCCGAAUUUGUUGAAAUUAGACGACGGUCAGACAUUUGCCCGUGUAAAACAAGAGUUGGAAGCUUGUGGGUAUCGGGUUUUCGCGAAAGUGCUGAAUUCAGCAGAAGUCGCUGGGUUGCCACAGAAUCGAAAUCGAUUGUAUAUUGUAGGGUUUUUGGUGGAGGAUAAAGAGCUGGUGGGCGAGGCUGAGAAUGAAGGAGAUAGGAUGGAAGAUGCGCCCACGGCUGGUGGAGAAGACCUGAAGAUAGAUUUCCUAUGGCCACACGACGACAGCCUAGUAGAAAAGACCUCUUCAUCUCAACAGCAACAGCACAGCCAGACACAACAAAAACUCUCAGUCUCCGACAUCCUAGAGGAUUUCGAUAAUCUCUCUUUAGAAGAACAAGAGCGUUAUCGCUUAAGCGAACACCAAUGGGAGAAGGUGCAGGCCCAUCGAUCCUACCUUACUUCUGUGAAAAGACGCAGUGUGGAUGUCCAUGGUUUAGCGAGGACCCUGUCAGCGAGGUAUCGAACAGGAUAUUUGGUACAGAGCGAGUUCGUGCCUGUGGAAGAGGAGGGGAAAGGAGUUUCUGCUGGGAUUGAGAAAGGGACUCGAACCCGCGACCAAGUAUCAACAUCUCUCACUCAAGCAGGGCAGACAUCAUCCUCGUCAGCAACAUCGUCUUCAGCGACAUCACCUCUAGCAACACCAGCCGCGACAUCUUCAAACCCCUCAGGUGAUGAACCCCAAACAAGACCCCGUUUUUUCACCCUUCGAGAAUGUGCCAGACUACAGGGCUUUCCAGAAUCGUUUAUCAUCGAAAACAAGCGGAAUUUACAUAGGUGGUAUCAUCAGUGUGGAAACGCCGUUUGUCCUCCAGUCGUAGCUAAAAUUGCAAAGCAGAUGCUGAGAACCUUGGAAUUAAUGAAGCGUGACAGGAGAAGAAGGACCUGUACAACCACAAGACCUGGCACCUGUACUGUGAUGGAUUCGUAAACAGGACCGAGUAUGCCUUGAUUAUAAGCAUGCUUAUCACCGGCCGGUGCGAUCAAAUUCAAAAGCGUAUUUCGAUUGAAGUGUUUCUUUCGUACUGCUUCACUAUGAGGCAAAGUCACGACUUGGUGUGUUCGUACGAGCCCAGGUGGAAGAAAGGAA
Molecule: messenger RNA, 1995 nt
Organism: Amoebophrya sp. A25
Lineage: Eukaryota; Dinophyceae; Syndiniales; Amoebophryaceae
Source: the annotation of a GenBank genome assembly